Messenger RNA from Suricata suricatta (meerkat), 3200 nucleotides. It is a transcript of the gene SMYD4, whose product is annotated as SET and MYND domain containing 4. The transcript has 11 exons. Lineage: Eukaryota; Metazoa; Chordata; Mammalia; Carnivora; Herpestidae. The record is from RefSeq and is a predicted model, not a curated record. Bases 253 to 2670 code for a protein of 805 amino acids. Gene Ontology annotation, molecular function: protein binding.
CGGGCGCUAACCGAGCGCGCGAGGUCCAGUUCCGGAAGCUUGCCGGGAGGGUUCUCCAUGAAAAGCCUGGCUCGGCCUUUGGCAGGCCGACCGACUGGUACCCCAGAAGAGCGUUAGAACUGUUCUCUGAUAACCCUGCCGCUAACCAUAGUCAAGCAGUAACUUGAAACCUUCAGCAAUCCAGGGCGGAGCUCCCGCCAGUGCUAGACCCUGAGCUUGGCACAGUGAGGAUCUCUGAAGACCUAAAGUAGGAUGGAUCUGCCUGUGGAUGAAUGGAAAUCGUAUGUGUCUCAGAAGUGGUCUUUGCUCCCGAAGUCCAUUCAGGUCACAAUCUCUACUGCAGAGACCUUGAGCGAAAUCUUUCGUCACUCCUCUUUGCUUCUUGAACCUGAGGAUGAGAUGUUUUUACAAAAUCUCUCUAGAGGUUACCUUGUGGAAAAGGACCCCAGCGCUCCCCUUUUCUACAGAGAAGAAGGAAACAAAAAAUUUCAGCGGAAGGACUAUAGGGGAGCCGCAGCGCUGUACUCUAAGGGAAUAUCACAUUCAAGGCCUCACACUGCAGACAUUUCACUGUGUUAUGCCAAUCGCUCUGCAGCCCUCUUCCACCUGGGUCAGCAUGAAAUGUGUCUUAAAGACAUCAUGAGAGCGCAGAUGCACGGGUAUCCAGAGACACUGCAACCCAAGAUGCUGUUGCGUAAGGCCGAAUGUCUGGUGACCCUGGGGAGACCACAGGAGGCAAGCCAGACCAUCAGCGAUCUUGAAAGGAGCUUUGCUGCCAAACCAACCCUGGCAGCUGCUCAGUUUCAGAUUCUGCAGAGAAACCUCUGUCGUCUGAAAAUGAAGGCACAAGAAAAGGAGAAUCUCACAGAAACCUUCCCAGCAGGUCUAACCAAAGCCUUGGAGGAUAUGGACCUAAAGGAAGAGAAUGGGCAAAUCCCCAACGCGGCGUCAUCUGUCAGCUUACGCACAGACCCCCUAAAGGGCCGCUAUCUGGUUGCCACAAAAGAUAUUCCCCCAGGAGAGCUCUUGGUGAAGGAGGACGCUUUUGUGAGCGUCCUUCACCCGGGAGAGAUGCCACCACUGCGCCUCCCAGAGAGCAAGUGGGAUACCAGGGUUACCAAUGGGGACCUCUACUGUCACCGAUGUUUAGAGCACACGUUGGCCCCCGUUCCCUGUGACGGGUGCAGCUAUGCCAAAUAUUGCAGCCAGGACUGUUUGCAGCGGGCCUGGGAUCUGUACCAUAGCGUGGAGUGUGCUCUAGGGGGGCUGCUCCUCACCCUGGGUGUCUUCUGCCACAUUGCCCUGAGGUCUGCUCUCCUGGCUAGAUUUGAGGAUGCAAGCAAAGUCGUAAGGAAGCUUUGUGGUGAGACUAGGAACAAAGACUCGUUUUCCCCCGAAAGCGAGGCUCAGGCACAAACGCUCACUUGUGACCUGGGAGGGGAGAGGGAGAAAAGAGACAAUCCGCGGGAACCCCCCAUUCCGGGAUGUGAUCUGAAUGGGAAAUAUGAAAGCAAUUACAAUGCCGUCUUCCACCUCUUGCCGCAUACUGAAAACCAGAGCCCAGAGCACAGGUUUCUGUGCGCUCUGAGUGUCUCUGCGCUGUGCAGGCAGCUCGAAGCAGCCAGCUGCUGCAAGCCCCCGGCGGCCGGGCCUCCUGUCCCGGGCUCCGGGCCGGCCGUCUGCGGAGCGGCCAUGCUGAAACACAUGUUGCAGCUGCAGUGCAACGCUCAGGCGGUCACCGCCAUUCAGCACACAGGAUCUGAAGAGAACAGCGUGACCAACAGCAAGCAGGUCCGCCUUGCCACGGGCCUCUUCCCUGUGGUCAGCCUCCUGAACCAUUCUUGCAGCCCCAACACCAGCGUGUCCUUCGUUAGCACCGUCGCCACCAUUCGGGCAUCACAGGAGAUCAGAAAAGGCCAAGAGAUUCUCCACUGCUAUGGGCCUCACCGGAGCAGGAUGGGUGCUGCUGAAAGGAGACAGAGGCUGAGGUCUCAGUAUUUCUUCGACUGCAGCUGCGCAGCGUGCCGGGAAGAGGAGCGAGCGGCUGCAGGGCCCCGGUGGGAGGCGUUCUGCUGUGAGAGCUGCGGGGCGCUCCUGCAGGGAGAUGACGAACUGAUCUGUGGCAGCACGUCCUGCACGGAACCCGUCAGCAGGGAUCACCUCAUCUCCCGGUUACAGGACCUCCAGCAGCAGGUUGGGAUGGCCCGGAAGCUUCUGGGAAAGGGUAAACCAGAGCGAGCCAUUCAGCUGCUGCUGGGCUGCCGGCGUGAUGCCCAGAGCUUCCUGUCGGGAGAGCACAGUCUGGUGGGGGAAAUGGAGGACGACCUGGCCCAGGCCUACGCCGCCUCAGGGGACUGGCCAAAGUCAGCUGCCCAUCUACAGAAGAGCCUCCGAGCCGUUGAGGCCCGGCAUGGGCCGACCAGUGUUGAAGUGGGCCAUGAGCUCUUCAAACUGGCCCAACUCUUUUUCAACGGGUUUGCAGUACCAGAGGCCCUGAACACAAUACAAAAGGCAGAAGAGGUUCUGACGGUGCACUAUGGCCCUGGGAACGACGAGAUCCAGGAGCUACGAAAGAUGAAAUCUUGCUUAUUGGACUUGCCACCCAUCCCUGCGGAGCCUUCCGUGCAGGAUCCCAAGGUUUUCUUCCAACAGUUAACUACCCUCCCGUAAAAACUCCCAGUUCCCAGAAAAGACUUAAAACUAGUGUCUGGAGAGCCUAAGCCCUUUAAAAGGAUUUUAGCUCAUCUGCAGGCAUCUGGAAGUUAGCCUGGGGUUUUGGCUACACUCCACCUCACUAAAUGAUGAUAGUCUGUUUCCCUGGAACAUUCCUAUGGUUCUAGGAGUAAUGAAAUGUUAUGUACCACACCAGUGGGAACUUAGGCCCUUAGUAGUUGGUAGUUGUAUUGUAAUUGAAAAAUAAUUAUAAAGCAAGAAACCACCGAGGCUCCUUACCUCUAGAGACACCAUCUCAUUUAUGAUACCUAGCUUUCUUGAAUCCUUUGUUAAAACUAGUACAGUGUAAAUUGUGAAUAGAGAAAUAAGGACAGGGCCACUUUAUUGUUGAGCAGUUUUCUUCCCGGGACGGCAACUCUAAAUUGGUCUUCUACCCGUUUUCCAGUCCUUAUUAUCUGCCUCUCAUUCCAUGCUCAUGGCAGACUCACUGACCACACACUGAUAAAAUCAAGCUUAUAGUGAUGACA